Messenger RNA from Lachancea mirantina, 1161 nucleotides. Lineage: Eukaryota; Fungi; Ascomycota; Saccharomycetes; Saccharomycetales; Saccharomycetaceae. The record is from the annotation of a GenBank genome assembly.
AUGGUUUCUCAACUAGAAGAAUUAGUAUCUUUCCUGCACUCGCCACAACCGGCGGUGAGACAGAUAGCAUUGGACAAUCUCGUUGGUUUUAGUACCGGAGCCAGUGCUUCUGUCUUCAAAUUCAAUGGUUUCAAACCCAUUGAAGACCUUAAAAACCUGUCGAAAGAAGCUUCUAAGGUCAUAGUGCAACAGGCGACGACAAUUUUGGCCAAUUUGUGCGAUGACCUUGAAGUAAGAAAGCUGAUCGCUGAGGACAUCGAAUAUGUGAGAUAUCUCACUUGGAAAAUCUGCGAUCUACAAAACAGCAGUGCGGAUAUUAUGUGCAUUUUACUCUCGAAUCUCGCGAAGGAAGACAUCAUUACCAAAGUUUUUGACUUUAAGAAAAGCCCAGAAGACGGUAUUGCUCUGGACCAAUCGGUUUUCAACAGUCAGAUGGUAAUGGACUGUCUUAUGGACUGUUUUGUGAAAGGGUACGACCGGAAACUUAACACAUUCGCCAAUUUUGACUAUUUGGCAUAUUUCUUUGCCGACAUCUCGCGGUUCAAGAGAGGUCGCGAGUAUUUCGUCCACAGACAGGACUAUGACGGUGUCGUGCCCAUUUCGAAGCUGUUGGUGUUUACAGAGAAAUACGACAAUAAGACCAGAAGGGAAGGUGUGGCAUCAACCAUCAAAAACUCCCUGUUUGACGCUGAACUUCACGACGCGCUAUUGACAAACGAAGACGUUAACCUGUUGCCUUACAUUUUGUUGCCCAUCGUCUGUUCUAAGGACUCGGACUUAGAUGACGAUGAAUUGUUCAACUUGCCAGCGGAAUUACAAUUGCUACCAGAGGACAAACAGAGAGACCCCAACCCAGAAAUUAUAUGUGUUCAUCUAGAGAGUAUUCUACUGCUGUGCACAACAAGAUCGAGCAGAGAAUAUUUGAGAGAGAAAUCCGUGUACCCGUUGAUCAGAUCGUUGGAAAAAAAUAUUGAGAACGAGGAUAUCACUGAUGUUUGCUAUCGUAUUGUUAACAUGUUGAUGAGAGGCGAGAUUGGUACUACUGAGGUCGAAGAAUUGCCUUCCAGGAAUGCUGAAAACGAAGAUGACACCGCUGAACAAAACGUUAGUAACGAAGACGACGACGACGAUGAUGAAAAUGGCAUCGUGGAAGUAAUCUAA